AAAAAACUCCGCAAUCCUCUGCUCCCCACAGGCUGAGCACCAUAAGGGACUGCUAUAUUUGAGGCUGUCAGGAGGAUGGUCGGGAGAGACUGAGAGUCAGGGCGAGGGAGAGACUGUGCCACAGCAGCGAUUACUUAAAAGGAGACCUACUACUUUUUGAUUCAGUUCAGCUCCUGGGCAUCAUCACUUUUCAUUCAUACAAGAACUAUUUUGUGGAGAUCAUUUCUGUUUUGAAGCACAACAGGAGAGUUGAGGCUAAGCUUUAAUGAAGAAACGUCAACGUUGCUAACAAUUGCGCGAAGAGGGACUGAAGACCUUUGCGACCAAUGAUGUGGUUGUCAUGGAAACUGUUUCUGUUUCUGUCGCUCACUGGGUGUCUUUCAGAAUAUUCAGAAGCUGUUCCUGGCCUCCCCACUUCAUAUGCUGCUAUCCUAAGAAUUAAAUCCGGUAGCUCAUCUUUAGCCUCAUUUAAUUCAAAGAGCAGACCACGAUUAAGCAGCCCUUCAUUAGGAAGCGUAUCUUCCCCAGGCUGGAGAGGAGCUGCACAACAUUAUCACUCUCCAACAAAUCUUUACCACUUUUCAGAGGCGUUCAAGCAUGAUGAAAGUGUUGAUUAUGGACCAGUAUUUGUACAAGAGCCAGAUGAUGUGAUUUUUCCCACUGAUUCAGAGGAGAAGAAAGUGUCUCUGAAUUGUCAAGCUCGUGGAAAUCCUGCUCCCACAUACAGAUGGCUUCGAAAUGGAACUGAAAUCAACAUUGAGAGUGACUAUCGCUACAGUUUAAUAGAAGGAAGCUUGAUCAUCAGUAACCCCAGUGAAAUGAAGGAUUCUGGACAGUAUCAGUGUUUAACUACCAACAUGUUUGGCAGUAUAUUAAGCAAAGAGGCCUUUCUUCAGUUUGCAUAUUUGGGGAAUUUUAGCGGUCGGACAAGAAGCGCUGUCUCUGUGCGUGAAGGUCAAGGAGUUGUUCUGAUGUGCUCCCCACCGCUUCAUUCGCCAGAAAUCAUCUAUAGUUGGGUAUUUAAUGAAUUCCCAUCUUUUGUGGCAGAAGAUAGCAGACGCUUCAUCUCUCAGGAGACGGGCAAUCUCUACAUCUCCAAGGUGCAAACAUCUGAUGUUGGCAGCUAUAUAUGCUUGGUAAAAAACACAGUGACAAAUGCCAGAGUUUUGAGUCCUCCUACACCUUUGACACUGAGAAACGAUGGUGUGAUGGGGGAAUAUGAACCAAAAAUUGACCCUGUUCCAACAAUCUCGUGGAGGAAAGUUAAUGGUCAUAAUCCAAGUAAAGCCCGCCUGAGAAAAUCCCAAGCUGUGCUUGAAAUACCUAAUGUGCAGCUAGAGGAUGCAGGGAUGUAUGAAUGUAAAGCUGAAAACUCACGUGGAAGGAAUGUCUUCAGAGGACAGCUGCAAGUGUACACCUACCCACAUUGGGUGGAGAAACUUAACGAUACUCAGUUAGACAGUGGAGAUCAACUCCGUUGGGAAUGUAAAGCCACUGGAAAACCACGGCCCACAUAUAGCUGGCUGAAAAAUGGAGUUCCUCUCUGGUCACAGAGCAGAAUUGAGAUGCUUAAUGGUGUACUGAUGAUCCACAGUGUGAAUCUGUCAGAUGCUGGAAUGUAUCAGUGCUUAGCAGAGAAUAAGUAUGGCACCAUUUAUGCCAGUGCAGAGCUGAAGAUUUUAGCUUCAGCUCCCACUUUCCCGUUAAAUCAAAUGAAGAAAACAAUUAUUAUUACCAAAGGCCAAGAAGUUGUUAUCGAGUGCAAACCACAAGCUUCUCCAAAGCCAACUAUCACUUGGAAGAAAGGAGACAAAGCACUAAGGGAGAGUAAGAGGAUAACUAUUCUUCCAUAUGGGAGCCUGCGAAUCCUGAAUGCUUCCAAAUCUGAUGAAGGACAAUAUUUAUGUCAAGGUGAAAAUGUAUUUGGGUCUGCAGAAAUUGUUGCAUCAGUAUCUGUAAAAGAACCUACAAGAAUAGAGCUGACUCCCAAGAAGACAGAGCUAACGGUUGGAGAAAGCAUUGUCCUCAGUUGCAAAGCCAUUCAUGACAAGACUCUAGAUGUCACCUUCUAUUGGACACUCAAUGGGCAGCCAAUUGAUUUUGAAAAGCAAGGUGGACACUUUGAAAGCAUCAAGGCACAAGCAUCCUCGGCAGAUUUAAUGAUCAGAAACAUCCUUCUGGUGCACGCUGGGCGAUAUGGCUGCAGGGUACAGACCGCAGCAGAUACGGUAUCCGAUGAGGCAGAGCUGCUUGUUCGAGGUCCUCCAGGUCCCCCCGGGGUUGUGAUAGUGGAGGAAAUUACAGACACCACAGCAACACUCUCCUGGAGUCCUGGAGCUGACAAUCAUAGCCCCAUCUCCCUCUACAACCUGCAAGCACGCAGUCCAUUUUCACUUGGCUGGCAGACUGUAAAAACAGUUCCCGAUGUCAUAAGUGGUGAUAUGGAAUCUGCAGUGGCUAUUGAACUGAACCCUUGGGUGGAGUACGAGUUUAGAGUUGUCGCGACUAACAAAAUUGGGACUGGUGACCCAAGUGUGCCAUCCCGAGUGAUCAGAACCAACGAAGCAGUUCCAAAGACACCUCCAGCUAAUGUAAGUGGCAGAAGUGGAAGGCGACAUGAAUUAGUAAUAGCAUGGGAGCCAGUAUCAGAAGAGUUUCAGAAUGGAGAAGGAUUUGGAUAUAUUGUAGCUUUCAGACCCAAUGGAACACGAGGUUGGAAGGAAAAAAUGGUGACAUCUUCAGAUGCCUCAAAGUUCAUCUACAGAGAUGAAAGUGUGCCACCUCUGACUCCUUUUGAGGUGAAAGUUGGCGUUUACAAUAACAAAGGAGAUGGUCCAUUCAGCCCUAUUGUGGUCAUCUGCUCAGCCGAAGGAGAACCCAGCGCUGCUCCCAUCGAUGUCAAAGCCACGAGUUUAUCUGUAUCAGAGAUUCUUGUUGCGUGGAAACAUAUUAAAGAAAGUCUAGGAAGACCACAGGGAUUUGAGGUUGGUUACUGGAAGGACAUGGAGCAGGAAGAAGCAGCAGAAAAAGUCAAAACUGAGGGAAAUGAAUCAUCCAUCCUGCUGACAGGAUUAGAAGGAAACACGUUGUAUCACCUAACCGUGAGGGCAUACAAUGCUGCAGGAUAUGGACCACCGAGUACUGCUGUGCGUGCAGCAACCAAGAAGUCCCCUCCCAGCCAAGCACCAAGCAAUAUUAUGUGGAUACAGGAUGGCUCUCACGUGUCUCUUGGAUGGGAGCCAGUCAGACCUCUAGCGAAUGAAUCUGAUGUAAUGGGAUACAAGGUGUUAUUUAGGCAAGAAGGCCAGAGCAACAGUCAAGUCAUAGAAACAGAGAAAACUUCUGCAGUGGUACUCCUUCCUGAUGUUGGUGUCUAUAUUAUUGAGGUGUGUGCAGUCAGUGAAGGAGGGGAUGGGACUGCUAGUCCCCAGAUCAGAGUUCCAUCUUUUUCAGGAGGAAAAGUAACAAGUGCUCAAUCCACUUUACAUGCAUUCUCUACUUCCUCAUCCUCUGUAACAUUGCUUUUGGCACUGGUGGUUCCUUCAGCCUCAUGGUGAAGACUGCAGACUUUGUUGUUGUUGUUGUUUGUUUGCUUUAGCUUGAUGACACCCAGGGAUGGAGUUUUAUGUCUGUGGAGAAACUGGUAACCCAAGCUAAUGCUCAAAGACCCAUAGAAAUACCUGUGGAGCACUUCGAGGAGUGCUGGGGACAUGGUCAAUAACUCAUCAGGUUUUUUUCUCUUCAGUUUUUUUAAAAAGUCCUCUGGGGAGGGGACACUUACUGGCCCAAAAAUAUGCAGAUUGUAUGUAAUAAACUUUUGUAAGCCAAUGUAAUUUCUGUCAAAUGUACUUCACUUUUUUAAUAUGUUUAAUUUGGUGACCCCAGUCAUGUAUCAUUAGGUGUUUGAACAGUGGUGUCUAGUACUGUACAUCUGUUUGGUUUGGAAAAAAAUCUUUUUUAAAAAAAGACAACAAAAUUUGGUAUAGCUUUGUCUAUUGCUUUUGUUGCAUCCCCUAAGGUUGACUGUUCCCACUAACAGGACAGUAGGAGAGAAAAAUAUACUUCAGCUAUAUAGCUCACUCCAAAAGUACAGAGAAUUUGUUCUGAAAAAGUAUUAAUACAUAUUAAAUUAGCAGUUAAUUAAAUUAGAGAGUGAGAAAAUGGAGCAGAAAAGAAGCUAUUUGUCUUAUUGCAAGGUACCCUGAAAUGAUUAAAUACAAACUUAAAAGGAAAAAAGUGCAAUUGUUUUCAUCCAAUAUCAUGUGAUUUAAGGUCAAAGGAAUCAAAUAUUUAUUUUCAAUAGUAAAUACAAAGUCUAUUCCUAAUGCAUAUGGCAAUGAAAUAUCCACUGGGCAUUUAAGCAUAAUAUAUGCUAGCUGCUGAGUGGACAAAUAAAACAAUGCAAGCAGAUACACCUUUUCCACCUUUUCCAACCACUUUUCAGUCACAAACACUUCUUUUCCUCUGGGUUCAUUUUUAAGUAAAAUUAUAUACUUUUUAUAUUUGGUAAUUAAGCUAAAGUAUAUAUAUGACACCAUAUUAUGAAGAGAACAUUAACUUUUUAUGGAAUGUAGCCAUUCACACAUACAGACUCCAAUAGGAUAUGUUUUGGAGAAUGGUGUCACCUAAAAAAUGCUUGGAGUAGCAUUACUGAGCAUCAUCCCAGUUAUUUAGUUAACUGGUUCUAUUUCUAGAGCUCACUAGGUAGAGAUUGUCCUUGUAGGGACUGUGUGCUAUCAGUUUUAAUUCCUAAUCUUCUUUGCUGUACCAAACAAUUUUCCACUCUACAGACAAUUUGGACAAUUUUUCUACAUUUAAAUUAGAACGAUCCCCAGUGUAGAUGGUGUGCGUGUUUGUACAAUAUGGUGUGUGUGGUGUUAUGAGGGAGGGUAUUUUGCUACCAUCCGUCUAGGGAUUGUGCCUAGGGCAAACAUUCCCUUGUCAGGGAAAAAUCAAGUGUAUGAUGCUCAAAACAGUUUAACAGAUAAGUCUUAAUAGUGUAGUUCUUCUAGCUGUCCGUCCCUCUAAUAGAUUUGAUGCAGAUCUGUUUCGAUUGAUGGGUUCUGUGACAAAAAUGUUAUUUUUUGUUAGCUUCACAGUACACUCCAACUGUGCCCUAUCUUAGCACCUUUAAAACAGUAGCCAAGAAAGUAGGAUGCAGAUAAUGUGCUUGGUAGGUAAAGCUGACUGACAACUAAAUUAUUUUUGUGUUUUGAAUGUUACCAAUAGACUUUUUCAGAGAUGAUUCAGCUCAUAUCUUUAUAUCCACUAAUAAUAUUAAAUCAAAUCCAAAAAAGAGGUAUUAAAUGUAAUAAGUCACAACACUUACGUGGAAGCGAAGGCAAGGUGGCUAGCUGAGCAUGGACUGCUGUGUAGUUACAGACAGAAGACGACCUUCUGUAUCUCUGCUUCUGGAACAGCAGUUUGAGAUCAGAGAAGGAAGGUGGAAUGUACCUUGCUGAUAGAGUAAACUCAAAAAAAAAAAAAAAUAGCUGCAUGCUGUGGUGUGCAAAACAGCAACAUUUCCAUUGUGUGGAGAACUUGCGUUAGCAGACCGUCAUUUUUCAGAAGAUUAAAAUCAACAAGAAUAAAAUGAUGAACCAAAAAGCAAAAUGGCUAUUUUAUAAAUCAGUUAAGCAUAAUUCCCUCUAUUUUUUAUACAGUUGCUUGCCAAUGCAGUUCAUUUCAGAGUAUUCAAAAAGGUUACAGUCACUGCUGGUGGCACGUUGGUUAAACAGCUUUGCGAAUACAAAAAAUGGUUAUGCUUUGUAAAACGAAUGAAACUCUGAUAAAGAGAUAGAGCUGCAUCCUGCUAUAUCUCAAUCUGUGGUAUCAAAAUAUAGAUAAAAAUACUGAACGUACCAUCAGGUAAUGUAGUUGUAUUGCAGGGACAAAAAGGGGUAUGUUUUAUAUUCAGUAUGAACAGAAUAUGUAUUUUGCAUCUUAAAUAUAUUAAUAAACAUGUUUAAAAUGUUUAAGUACCUACGUAUUACAUCUCUGUUACUUUGUAGAAGAAAGUGUUUCCUUAUCAUGACAUUUUGCGUUUUAUUUCUUUGCUGCAAUAGAGAGCUUUUCUUUUUCUUCAUGUAAAAGAUUGUAAUAGUGCAGUCUAGCAUCAUUGAGGAGACUGUAUUUUUGUAUAUGCCACAAGACAUGUUUGGGGAAAAAUGGUUAGGAAAAAACUUUGUUUGCUGACCAGAAGACAGAUACUGUUAGCCCAUAUCAAAAUGUUAGAUAUAUUGUAUACAAUCUGUAUAUAUGCUAUAUAUAACGAUAUAUACUACGUGGAAAACACAGUAAUAUAAUAGUUCCUGUGUACUGUUCUUGUAACAUUAGAUCUUUUUAAUAAAUAAUUCUCUUUUUAUUGACUUUUACCUUA
Struthio camelus australis is the source of this 6379-nucleotide messenger RNA. Lineage: Eukaryota; Metazoa; Chordata; Aves; Struthioniformes; Struthionidae. The record is from RefSeq and is a predicted model, not a curated record.